AUGAUGGCGAUCACGGCGCAUUUUGUACCCCACCUCGGAGACGGCCCACUAUGGCCAAAUAAUUCGUGGGAAGAAGCCGAGAUAUGUAAAAACUAUUGGUGGACCAACCUGUUGUUCAUAAGCAAUUUCGUUGACGUCAAAUAUCAGUGCCUCAUAUUGAGUUGGUACUUAUCGUGUGAUAUCCAGUUUUUCGUAAUCGGAGUUAUUGUCGUUUACCUUUACACGAAAAACCCAAAAUAUGGAAUCACAUUGCUUGGCACUAUAAUUGGUUUGUCGAUAUCCGUGCCGUUCAUAAUCACUCUUUUGACGGGAAGAGAAGGAUUGGAUAGCAUUAUUAUACCAUACAUAGUGAGUAUGAGAAAUAUUUUAUCGUUAAAUGAGUCGUACCGACCAAGUUACAUGCGUGCCACGCCAUUCUUUGUAGGCUUAGCCAUGAGCUUUGUAGUGGAAAAAAUGAAGGAAAAAAAAGUGAAAUUUUCACAAACGGUGGUUCACGGUGGAUUAUUUUCCAUUUGUACGUUUACUUUAUGGGUUCAAUGUUACGGCGCUGUAUUCUAUGAGAGAAAUAGACCUUAUUAUCCAUUGGAACACGCCUUGUACUCAACUAUCUGUCAUUGUACGUGGGCAGUAGCGGGUAUAUGGAUUACCACAAGUUAUUUCACGUCUGGCUACGGUUUACUGGACAAUUUGUUUAACAAUAGAUUUGUUGCGAUUUUGGGAAAACUCUCAUACCACAUUUUGUUGGUGAACAUCACUGUUAUGCAAACAUCUCAGAGUUCGCAGAGGUUACCAGUUCAUCUGUCCUCAAGAUAUGUGUUUGACUCUUAUUUCUAUGAUGUAUUCAUAUGUUAUCUGAUGGCCAUCAUCUUAUAUUUGGUUGUUCAUGAGCCGUUUGUAAAAUUGACUAAUAAACUGUUUUAUCAGAGGAAAAUUAUAAGCUCGUUCAAGAAUGGAACACCGAUCAAAAAACCAGCUACCUGCAGCAGUAAAACUGUUAAAAAAGACUAA
Macrosiphum euphorbiae (potato aphid) is the source of this 1008-nucleotide messenger RNA. The record is from the annotation of a GenBank genome assembly. Lineage: Eukaryota; Metazoa; Arthropoda; Insecta; Hemiptera; Aphididae.